Schistosoma turkestanicum is the source of this 1521-nucleotide messenger RNA. Lineage: Eukaryota; Metazoa; Platyhelminthes; Trematoda; Strigeidida; Schistosomatidae. The record is from the annotation of a GenBank genome assembly.
AUGGCCAAAGUCUUGAGUCAACAUCAACAAUCAUUUCCUCAGACAACGCAUUCCAAUAAUAGCGGCUGUGCUGCAUCUUUUUAUACUACUAGACCCAGAUUUAACUUUCUCAGGGCACCUAAACGUACUAUCUCGCAAUACAGACGAUAUCCUAGCCGCAUAAGGCGAGCUCAGAAAUGUGACCCAAAUGCUAUCUCUAACGGAAAUGAUCAUCAGAAAUCCAAUAUUAUCAACAAUCUAUGUGAUGCAGCUAAUUCAAAGCAAACUGCUCAUAAGAUUCCCAUGAACCAAUAUCCUUUCCAUGUUAUUUCUGAUUAUAAACGUUCACGCCCGGAGCUUAACAGUCAUUCGAAUAAUAAAUUAGAAGACAUAUCAAUAUCUGCUCCAGCGUCAUGUUAUGUACAUCACUUACAACCGAGAAAUAGUUUUCGUUCCGAUAUGUCCAAAAUAUGUCAAUCACGUAUGGUUUGUAAACUCUCUUUACUGAAUAACGAUCGUCUGCAAGAUCUACUCUCGAAGGAGUUUACUUACCAACCAAACAAUGCUUUCCUAUAUUAUGUGAAUCCAGAGGUGGAUGAUAAAGUUGACGCUGCACUUCGAAAUGAAGCGGUUCAUAAUCUGCGGUUUUUACACAAUUCAUUUUUUAAUCUGUCUACAGAAACAUUUUGUAAAGCUGUCAACCUAAUUGACCGUUUCAUUGUUAAAGUCAAGGUCAAACCUAAAUAUAUGGCUUGUGUAGCUACCGCUUCUUAUUGUGCUGUCUGCAAGCUAAGUAGCUCAAAUAACAAGAACGCUGUGUUACCUGAUCCAGAAACUAUGGUACAUAUCACUCGUUGUGGUGGUAAUGCUGCUGAUUUGUUGCGUAUGGAAGAAAUUCUCGAUUCCAAAUUAUCUCAUGAUCUUGAUGGCGUGAAUGCAUUUGAUUUCUUGCAACUUUUCAUAGACUGUUUGACUAAAUCUUCCAAAGAUAUCAUUGAAGAUGAAUUGAUCAAUACUGGUGUGACUAUGAAUAGCUAUCUACUUGAGUCAAAUGUGGAGAGUUCCGGAGGAAAAGUUUCAGAGACAAAUAACCCAACCUCAAGUGUACAGAAAUCAGAUGAGGUGAAAAAAGAUCCUUCAAAAGCUCGUCAAAAGAAUUUCAAUCGGGAAACUCUUAUUUAUAAACGAUUGGGAACACUUAUGGAGAUCGCGUUAUGUUCGUUGGAAGUUUACCGUUUCCGUCCUGUUUGUCUAGCACUUGGAAUUUUAGCUCAGGUUGGUAUUGAAGGUCUUCUACCGUUGGCAGAUCUAUGUGGGGUUGAUUGGUUUGAUGUGUAUGAGUGUGCAAACCUCGUAGGUCAACUGUAUGAAUUAUACUAUCGUGAUCCUCUGCCAUCUAGUCGCAGACGAACUGGACUGCUUGUACCUAGACGUCAGUUUCGUGUUGGUUAUUCAAGUCCUACACCACUGGACACAAUCUCUGAAGACUAUGAACCGGUUGAAGAAGAUGAAUGGCUACUUCCACUCCUGUUUGAACCAUGA